This is a messenger RNA of Racocetra persica, 223 nucleotides long. Lineage: Eukaryota; Fungi; Glomeromycota; Glomeromycetes; Diversisporales; Gigasporaceae. The record is from the annotation of a GenBank genome assembly.
AUGGAAAAUUUUCAUACUACUCCCUAUAUAGUUUUACCAGAAGUAUAUUAUAAUUCUGAACAAGACGAUUUUGAAGAGUUGAUGAGUGGAAACUUAAGACAAUAUUUAAAUGAUAAUCAUAAUCAAUUAUCUUUUGGAGAUAAACUUGGGAUGUUAUACACUAUGGCAAAUGGAUUAUGCAACAUUCAUUCUCAAGGACUAAUUCACAGAGAUUUUCAUCCGG